This is a messenger RNA of Megachile rotundata (alfalfa leafcutting bee), 1099 nucleotides long. It is a transcript of the gene FRG1, whose product is annotated as FSHD region gene 1. NCBI's taxonomy places the organism in Eukaryota, Metazoa, Arthropoda, Insecta, Hymenoptera, Megachilidae. Gene Ontology annotation, cellular component: striated muscle dense body; catalytic step 2 spliceosome; nucleolus. The record is from RefSeq and is a predicted model, not a curated record. Gene Ontology annotation, molecular function: actin filament binding.
AGUUCAAAAUUGACCAUUAAUUUCCAGGAGUGUAUUUUGAGCCCAGAGUGAAAUUUUUUCACCCCUUAAUUUGUUUGAGGAAAAUGUAUUAUUUAUUGAACCCUGUGAAUUAGGCAUAAUGCACGAUUGGUAUAGUGAGCGAUAGAGGCCUCCCCUUGCCUACCGUUUUCCUAGGGAAACUGGAUUUGCGCUUGAGUAUACACAAAACAGAAGAUCGUGAAAAUGUCAGAAUACGAUAAAGUUAGAACAGGAAAACUUGUCUUGAAAGGUGAAAAAAUAAGGUCAAAGAAACGAAAAGCAAAACGGCAGGAAAAAGAACAUGUUACUACUUCUGAAAACAAAGACACUGUGACCCAUGGUGGGUGGUGGAAAGCUACACAAGUAUUGGAUGUUACUGGCACAGUGGCAAUUGAAUUUGGAAAUCAUACAUACAUGAAAGCUUUGGACAAUGGUUUAUUUACUCUGGGUGCACCUCACGAUGAAGGUGAAGGACCUUCGCCAGAAGAGAUUCUGACAGCAUUUCCAAUAGGUGAAACUAAAGUCGCACUGAAAUCUGGUUAUGGGAAAUAUUUAGGUGUUGAUAAAAAUGGUAUUGUUGUUGGAAGAAGCGAUGCAGUGGGCACAAUCGAACAAUGGGAACCAAUCUUUCAGGAUAAUAAGCUUGCUAUUCUAAAUAGCAACAAUUGCUUUAUGUCAGUUACAGACGAAGACGAUAUUAUUUGCCAGAGCAGAACUGCUGGCUCCUCUGAAUUUUGUAUAAUAAGAAGUAUAACUCAGAAAACCCAAGAUCCAAAUAAAGAUGUUCCAAAAGAAGAGCAAGGUUCUCUUCAUGAUGUUGAAAUAAAUUACGUGCGGAAGUUCCAAAAAUUCCAGGACAAAAAACUGAAAAUAAAUCAGACAAAUCGUUCUGAAUUAGAGAAGGCAAAACGCGAGGGAAACUUACACGAAACUUUAUUAGAUAGAAGAAGUAAAAUGAAAGCAGAUCGAUAUUGUAAAUAAUUUUGUAUCUAUAUUCUGUAAUGGAAAAUGUUUCCAUAUAAUUUUAUCGAGCGACUCAUUUUUUAAAUGUACAUAUAUUUAAUAAAAUUAGUUCAGUCUA